UUUGCAAAAUAAUAUGCUUUGUCCGCCCACCAUGCGUCCCGCCAGUCCUGCUGAAUCGGAAAUAUCGGUUGGUGGUGCCCCCAGCCCUUUGCCUGCGGCCCACAACCGCUCAGCCAUGGAUAUCAUUCAGCAACAACACCAACAAUUGAUCAUGCAUCAACAUGCAGUGGCGGCGGCUGCUGCCGGUCUAACACGGGCAGCCGUCGGUGCAAUGCCUGAGGAAUACUUUCAGCCCCUGAAACGUUUAAGAAUGUCAGCCGAGGACAGUGAUGCCAAAGAAAGAUCUCCCAGUCCUGUACAACAACAACAGCAAUCAAACCAAUCCUCUUCGGCGACCAGUACCAAAUCACAUUUGGAAGGUGUUAAAAGUUUCUCGAUUGCUGAUAUUUUGGGCCAUGAGAAACAACGUGACUCCUCGGUCUCGCCACCACCGCCGCCAUCAUCUGCACCCGCCACAAAUAAACAUUUACACAGCAGCACCUCUUCGAGUGGUCUUCUGCAGCCCCGCACAGAACCUUUGGAUUUAGUACCACAUCCUGCAGCCGCCAUGUUACUGCCAGGUUCUGCCCAUGUUGUACGACCCUGGGAUCAUCUAUUGGGUCCCAUGCCCGGUGUACGCCCCUUUAUUCCAUCCGCCCUGUUGCAUUAUGAACAGCGUUUGGCCCUGGAUUACCACCGUCAAUUACAGGAACAUUUCAAUGCCCAGGCCCAGCUGCUGAGACAUAUGAAUGGCAUGGAUAUCAUACCCUCAGAAAGUGGCAGUGACCGGUCCAGUUCAGCGGCCAGUGAUUGUUGUUCACCCGAAAUUGCAAAUCGUUCAUCAACAGAGGCUCAUCAUCCACGCCAUUCACCACAAGGUAGCUUGGAAAGAUCUCAACAGGCGAGGACCAGUGGUGGCAGCAGUAGUGGUAAUGCGGGUGGGUCUGGUUCGGCUAAUAAUGGCGGCAGUAGUGGCAGUAGUUCGGCAAAUAGCAACAGCAGCAGUAAUAAAGUGAAAAAUGAUACCCCCUUGGAUGCUUUGUUUCAAAUGACAACCAAAGAUUUUGAUGAAUCAGAUGAAAAAUCCCACAUUGAUCUCUUCUCGAAUCGUCCGCAACCCAAAAAGAAACGCAAGUCCCGCACAGCCUUCACCAAUCAUCAAAUCUUUGAAUUGGAGAAACGUUUCCUCUAUCAAAAAUAUCUCUCACCAGCUGAUCGUGAUGAAAUUGCCUCCUCUCUGGGUCUCUCGAAUGCCCAAGUGAUUACCUGGUUCCAAAAUCGUCGUGCCAAGCAAAAGCGUGACAUUGAGGAGCUCAAGAAAGACUUUGAAACUGUCAAGGUGUUUUCGGGUCAAAAAUCAUUCCUGGAAAAUGUCAAUGAUCUCAGCAUUUUGAAAAAGAAACCUCUACAUCCUGAUGCCGUGGUUAUGGAGGGAUUGGCGGCAGCUGCUGCCGCUGGCAUGAUGCCCGGUUUGUCGGCACAUGCAUCGCAUGCCCAAUCUGCCAUGCAAGCCUUGAGUCCCCAGAAAUGA
Messenger RNA from Musca vetustissima, 1510 nucleotides. RefSeq names its product homeobox protein B-H2. Lineage: Eukaryota; Metazoa; Arthropoda; Insecta; Diptera; Muscidae. The transcript is spliced from 2 exons. The coding region runs from base 14 to 1510 and encodes 498 amino acids. Gene Ontology annotation, molecular function: DNA binding; DNA-binding transcription factor activity, RNA polymerase II-specific. Gene Ontology annotation, biological process: regulation of DNA-templated transcription. The record is from RefSeq and is a predicted model, not a curated record.